AGUAAGAUUUGAUUUUUAGUCACCAGACUCUUAUUUUGUCGGUCGUUCCCCCACAAUGCACUCGCACCGGAAACAGUCUCUGGCUGUGUGCUGCAGGCGAGGGCAGAAAGAGACGCUGCUGGGCGCCUCCCCUUCCCCAAACCAACACAAAAAACUACAGAAAAUAAGCCCGUGGACAGCAGAAAACAGCCUAGAAAGCAUCGGACGGGGUUUUGGCGUCACAUCGGGCCUCUACGCGGACAAAUCCGCUCCUGUUGACCCCGUUCGAGCGGUUUAAAGUGAAGUUUGACUUCAGUUUCACAGCUCUAACUCCUCCUUUUCUUUAUCUCCACCUGCAAACGUUCCCACUCUUCCUUUCUUUGCUCUUCUCCUCCUCUCGUCCUGGACCAUGUGUGAUAAUGGGGAUCUGGAGGACAAGCCGCCCGCUCCGCCCGUGAGGAUGAGUAGCACGAUCUUCAGCGGCGGCGGGAAGGAUCACGCGCUCGCAGCCAAUCACAGCUCCAAGCCUCUUCCCUCGGUGCCGGAGGAGCGCAAGCGCAACAAGAUCAUCUCCAUCUUCUCCGGAGCCGAGAAGGGUGGCCGAAGGAAAGACAAUAAAGAGCGGCCGGAGAUCUCGCCGCCCUCAGACUUCGAGCACACCAUCCACGUGGGAUUCGACGCGGUUACUGGCGAGUUUACGGGAAUGCCGGAGCAGUGGGCCAUAUUACUGCAGACCUCCAACAUCACCAAAUCCGAGCAGAAGAAGAACCCGCAAGCCGUUCUGGACGUCCUGAAGUUCUACGACUCCACGGGCAACGGCCGGCAGAAGUACCUCAGCUUCUCCUCAGAGAAGGACGGAUUUCCCUCUGGUGAACAAUCGCCUGUCAAGAAAACACCAGAGCCUUCGUCCCCAAUCAAAGCGGUGGAUGAUGAUGAAGAUGAUGACGAUGAGGAGGCGCCGCCACCUGUUGUCGCACCUCGACCAGAACACACUAAGAGCGUUUACACUCGCCCCUCUGUCAUCGACCCGCUCCCUCCCCCCGUGACCUCUCCAGACAGCGAGGUCGCGUCCAAGGCCACCGACCGGCAAAGACCCAAAAAGGGCAAGAUGACCGACGAGGAGAUCAUGGACAAGCUCAGAACCAUCGUCAGUAUUGGAGAUCCAAAAAAGAAAUACACACGAUACGAGAAGAUCGGACAAGGAGCUUCAGGAACUGUGUUCACCGCCAUCGACGUUGCCACUGGACAGGAGGUGGCCAUCAAACAGAUCAACCUGCAGAAGCAGCCCAAGAAAGAGCUCAUCAUCAAUGAAAUUCUCGUGAUGAAGGAGCUGAAAAACCCAAACAUUGUCAACUUCUUAGACAGUUUUCUGGUAGGUGAGGAGCUUUUUGUAGUGAUGGAGUACUUGGCCGGCGGCUCGCUCACAGAUGUCGUAACAGAAACGUGUAUGGACGAGGCUCAGAUCGCCGCCGUGUGCCGAGAGUGUUUGCAAGCUCUGGAGUUUCUGCACGCUAAUCAGGUCAUUCAUCGAGACAUCAAGAGUGACAACGUGCUUCUGGGAAUGGACGGUUCUGUCAAGCUCACGGACUUUGGCUUUUGUGCCCAGAUCACUCCUGAACAGAGUAAGAGGAGCACUAUGGUGGGCACGCCAUAUUGGAUGGCUCCGGAGGUGGUGACGCGCAAAGCCUACGGACCCAAAGUCGACAUCUGGUCCCUGGGCAUCAUGGCCAUCGAGAUGGUGGAGGGAGAACCGCCGUACCUCAACGAGAACCCACUGAGGGCGCUCUAUCUGAUUGCCACCAAUGGGACUCCAGAGUUGCAGAGUCCUGAGAAGUUAUCGCCCAUCUUCAGAGACUUCCUCAGUCGCUGUCUGGAAAUAGACGUGGAGAAGAGAGGUGGAAGCAAAGAGCUUUUGCAGCAUCCCUUCCUGAAGCUGGCCAAACCUCUCUCGAGUCUCACUCCUCUCAUUUUGGCUGCCAAGGACGCCAUGAAGAACAACCGCUAGCCUCCCGCUACGAACGAGCUGUGCCCGAAAGCACCGCGAACUGCUGAACACUCGAAAUCUGUGCCAGGCGUUUUUACCAGUGUCAACGACAUAUCCAUGUUGCCAAAACAAGCAUUUAAUUUGGGUCUUUGCCUGUUUUUAACCCUGUAUUGGCCGCUGUGGUAUUGGGGGGUAUUAGAUGUCCUCCUGCUCUCAUUAGUUUCUUGUUGGAACGGUCUGUGUUUUAUGUAUGAACUCUUCCACUCUUUGGCUCCUAUAGACCUCAUAUGCUCCAUAGUUGAUGACACAAAUCAAUCAUGGUGAUUUCUGAUCCAGCUGGAGACCUUUUGUUAGUCUUUCUGUAGCCAGAAUCACGACUGAAAACUGUGUAAGCCGACUCCUGUUCUUGACCCGAAGGGAAGAGCACCUUACUGAUGCACACCAACUGCGAGCAGUGAAUGAUUUUUUUUGUAGUCACUUGUGCCUUUGUUGUUAUUCCAGCAAACACCUUUAUACUUUGUCUAAAGAGGCAGAUUUUUGCCAUUUGAACUUCCUCUAACCUGAGACGAAACUUUCAUGUGAUGAAAUGUGUAUAUGACGUACUUCGAAGAAGCGUAGCAUUUCAGUUGAUGUAGUUAACCGAAAGCAGGACACGUAGAUUAGAUGUGUAUGUUUGUGUACACGAACACUUUCGCGUCGUUUUAGUAACUAACAGUUUGUUAUGAAGUCAAUCCAGUUGUCGAUAAGUCAUGAUGUGAGAACUAUUUUUAUGCUUUUCAGUCACUUGUUUUGCAAGUAAAAACUGAAUUCCUGCAAAUUCUGUGAACGAUAGUCAUUGCAACAUUGUGUACAUCUCUUGUUCUUCAUUAAAAGAGGACUUGAAACUUGAGAUUAGAAUAAACUCUCUCUCUAGGGCUCUUUUGUAGUCUGUUUAAACCUU
Messenger RNA from Pimephales promelas (fathead minnow), 2903 nucleotides. The record is from RefSeq and is a predicted model, not a curated record. Lineage: Eukaryota; Metazoa; Chordata; Actinopteri; Cypriniformes; Leuciscidae.